GUUCCGCCAUUUUAAACAGGAACCAAAGUGGUAAACGUGAGUUAAUUUCAAGGCAGAAUCUAAACACCUUUCUGACUAAUUCACUACGUUUUAAGGAUUUUAAUCACUCGAUCAACUUAACGGAAGACAUGUCAAAUUUACAAAAGCUAGCAUUCGCUAUUAUUGAGCACCUUUCGUCGGAGUUGAAGUCUGGUGCCAUAACAGGCGACUCAGCGGAGAGUUUAGAAGUUUCAAUCCAGUGUUUAGAAGCAGUCUAUGGUAUAAACAGAAAUGAUCCAUCACAAACAGCAGCAUUGAAGAGUGACAAACCUCUAGCAGAAAUAUUCAAAAAUGCGACUCAGACCAAGGGUGGAACAACAGCUGCUCAGCCUACAAGAGAAGACAGAGAAAAAGCAGAACAACUGAAAACAGAAGGAAAUCAGUUGAUGAAAGAAGAAAAGUACCAAGAAGCUAUCCGCUGUUACACCAAAGCUAUUGAAUUGGAUAGUUCUAAUGCUGUGUUUCCAUGUAACAGAGCUGCAGCUUAUGGCAAGAUUGGUGAACACCAAAAAGCAAUAGAAGACUGUCAGAAAGCUCUAAGUUUGGACCCAAACUAUGGAAAGGCAUAUGGACGAAUGGGGUUAUCAUACCACAAUCAGAACAAUUUCCAAAAAGCAAAGGAAAGUUAUUCUAAGGCAUUAGAGUUAGAACCUGGCAGUACAUUUUACCAAACCAGUUUAGCACAGGUGGAGGAAAAACUAAACGAAUCCCAAAGAGGAACUGGUAAUGCAAGGCCUGCCGCUGGAGGUUUACCUGGUUUAGGAGGACUUGAUUUGGGUUCCCUGUUAACAAAUCCUGCAAUUAUGGAUAUGGUAUAUUCAAGUUUUUUUAAGAAUUGUUCUUUGUAUUUUAUUAGGAUGACAAAUAUGAUGCAAGGUGGUGCAGGCAGUGCUGGUGGCGCAGCAGGAAUUUUUCAGGCUGCCCAACAGUUUGGAGAACGGAUGCAAGAAUCUGACCCAGAGUUGUUUGAGCAGUUAAGGGGGCAGGCUCAGGCUGCCGUCAAUGAACACAGAGGUCCGAAUCCACCAAGAGAUGGGCAAGAUCCAAAUCCAGAUGAAGAAGACUCUAGCACACAAUGAGUGAUUACUGGAUAUGCAAAUUGCAAGGGAAAAGCUUAAAGAUAAAUUUCAUGACAUCCAUGGAUGAAUAAACAUAAGACCUAUGGCCUCUAGAGAAAGAAAAAGUGUCUAGAUCAAUGCAAUUAAUCAAGUACUUCUUUUUACGACCUAAGGCACAUUGUUCAGUUUUCUGUUUUGUUUUGUUUUGUUUUGUUUUCAUGGGGAACAUCUAUAAAUAUUUAAAAAUAAUAUUCUGAUGUUGUGCAGGAAUUAAUUUCAGUUAUAAAAAUUUUAUUAAUUUUCACUAAUGAUCACAAAUGGUAUCAUGAUAACACUGAGUUGUUACCUAAAACUUUCCAAAGUGAAUAUUCUAAGCCACAGUAAAGGUAGGGUGUGAAUUUUACAGAAGUAAGGAGCCUGGGUGGCUUUGUCAUUUUAGACUAGGUUUCCCUGAGAAAGUGUGACUUUUUGGAUAGUCUGCCCACUCCAAUGAGUCUUGCUUUUUUGCUGGGUUCUUUUAAUUUUACUUUCUGAUUAAAAUGUAAACGUUUUUCCUAACUUUAAAGUUAGUUAAAGUAAAGAUAUACAUUAGAAGUCUAUCAUUUUAAUUGUAUUGCAUUCUUUGUGUGUAAUUUUUUAUUUAGAAAAUAUUUUAGGCAACACCUUGUAAUACCUAUGGUGACAUGUCAAAUGUUUGGAUGAUUCUUCUACCUUUGAGAUUAUGUGACAGGUCUGUUGACUGUCAUGUCACACAACCCCAAAGAUUGUGUGACACAUCCUUUUGAUUGUUGUACAAUUCUGCGAUAGGUCACAAAUCCAUUCUUUGUUAUGCUUGUGCUAAGGAAUGACUUGAUUUCUCAUACGAUUCAUUAAUCAGAGUAUCGAACAUCGCAUGGCUGGUCAAUUAAAAGAACAUUAAUUUACACAUAGAUGUAAAAUUUCCAAGCUUGUUUGCUCUUUGUUGACACUGACUCCAGUUUGAUAAAAUGUUAAUUUUUUUUUCUUUAGGUCGUUCUUGAAAAUAGAUUUUUCUAAGAGACGAGAAAGGUUA
This is a messenger RNA of Pocillopora damicornis (cauliflower coral), 2148 nucleotides long. RefSeq names its product small glutamine-rich tetratricopeptide repeat-containing protein beta. Lineage: Eukaryota; Metazoa; Cnidaria; Anthozoa; Scleractinia; Pocilloporidae. Gene Ontology annotation, biological process: post-translational protein targeting to endoplasmic reticulum membrane. Gene Ontology annotation, cellular component: membrane; TRC complex. The record is from RefSeq and is a predicted model, not a curated record. Gene Ontology annotation, molecular function: protein binding; molecular adaptor activity.